Myzus persicae (green peach aphid) is the source of this 977-nucleotide messenger RNA. RefSeq lists its product as uncharacterized. The record is from RefSeq and is a predicted model, not a curated record. The transcript has 4 exons. Bases 360 to 929 code for a protein of 189 amino acids. NCBI's taxonomy places the organism in Eukaryota, Metazoa, Arthropoda, Insecta, Hemiptera, Aphididae.
ACUAAAUAGUAGGUAAUUUGAAAAAAAAACAUGAAGUAAUAUGCUGUAUAGUAGGAUUUGAAUGUUUAUCUCAGAUGGCUAUAUUUUUUAUGUCAUGUUCUUUAUAUAUCAAUGUUUUCAAAAGUAUGCUUCUGAGCUAAGUUUGGAAAAAAUUUACCAAUAAAUAGCCCCAAAUUUACUAAGCUACAAUGACCAAUAAAUUUCACAAUUGAUAAAUAUCUUUAGACAUCUCAAGCUUAUGAUUGAAUUUUUAUUUUAUGAUCUAAAAAUAGUCUUGGAGAGAUCAAAAAACAAAAACGUCAAAAAAAGUUAGUGCGCUCAGAAGAGAAAGGGUGCAAACAGGCAACAAAAUAACAAGUAUGCCUCAACUGUCAGAUUUGGACAAGAAAGUUUUAAGUAUUAUUGGGAAUGAAUAUGUUGAAGGGACAUCGUGUCCGGACUCAUGGCCCGAAGAGCAGGAAAAUAAUGUACAAAGGACUGCUUCAGGUGAUAGUAGUAUUUAUCUAAAAGAACCUGUGCCUUUGGCAUUGGUAGUAGAUGAAGAAAACAAUAAUCAAGAAAAUGAUAUUGAAACAUUAUUAGACAUUGAGUAUGAAACAAUUAGUUGUGGCUUCGCUGAAGUCGAUGAAAAUGCAACACUUGCUAUUACCAGUGAAAUUGACAAAACUUUAGAUCAAAGCAAUAUAAGGGGUUCUACAAGUUCUAAACGACCAAAAAUAGUGAAACAAAAUCUUAGAAGCCAGCUACAAACAGCAAGAAAUACAUUCAAUGUUAUUGCAGAUAAACAAACUGAUUCCAUUAAAGUUAUAGCAGAUUCUCUACUGGUGAUUGGAAAGGCUCUUGACAGAAUGGCUGAUAAUGAUAUACAAAGAACAGAGAAUGAAAGGAAGAUGUUAAUAUUGUAUGAAAAAAUACUUGAAAAAAAAUAGCCCAAGUGACCAUUUAAUCAUAUAAAUAUUGUUAAAAAUUUUUUUAGU